Rotaria sp. Silwood1 is the source of this 1875-nucleotide messenger RNA. The record is from the annotation of a GenBank genome assembly. Lineage: Eukaryota; Metazoa; Rotifera; Eurotatoria; Philodinida; Philodinidae.
AUGGCAGCUAUUAAAAACGAAACUGUACCUUACAAUCAAAUUCAAGGCAUUGCAUCGAAUAACGUGCCCGCCUAUUCGAAUGGUGAUGCGGAUAUCUUUUCGGUCGAAGAACACUAUUUGCAUGGGAUUUACAUGGGAGUCAAAUGGCAAUGUGUCGAAUAUGCCCGUCGAUGGCUUUUUAUGCGUAAACAAUGUAUCUUUCAAAAUGUGCGCCAUGCCGCUGACAUUUUCACGAAUGUGAAGAGUAUCGAACGAGUUACGAACGGCAAACAUUUUCCAUUGAGAGCAUAUCCAAAUGGUUCACCACACAAGCCACAAGCCGAUUCGAUAUUGAUUUUUUCACGUGCAGAUGACCAGCCAUUCGGACACAUUGCUAUCAUCUGUGAAGUGAUUCCGGGUUUUGUUCGUAUUGCCGAACAAAACAUAGAUUCGAAGUAUUGGCCAGGUGAUUAUGCUCGUGAACUUCGAUUGAUACAAAAGGACGAUCUCUACUAUAUCGAAGAUGAUGAAGGUGUUAUCACUGGAUGGAUGGAAAUCGAAGAUAAUCAUCAAUUACAACCAUUGGAUGAAUCGAAUUUAGAUGUCAUUCUCAAACAAUAUCAACACCGAAGACCAGCCGGUACAUUAGAACGUUGUAUGAUUCCGAAUAAGAAUUUCGACUUGAAAGAGAGCUGGUUAGACAAGAAUUGCCCAGCAGAAAAGUACUUUUUAGAUAUACAUGGUGAGAAUAUUGCUCGAGCUGAUACUGAUUACUUCCCUUACUAUAAAAUUGAUAAUUAUCUACUGUUUCACAUUGGUACGGCGUCGAAUGAAAUCCAUCGAAUGUUCAUGGAAGCGACCCAAUGUGUUAUGAAUGAUGAUGAAUUAAUGGCACGUUGUGAUAUACCACAAGUUUUCUGGUCACGCAUUCGUUACUCGUGGGCGAAUCAUCGACAUUUGGAGAUGAGUGGUCGAUUGGAUUUGGCCUUCAAUGGUGAACAAUUGAAAGUAUUCGACUACAAUGCUGACAUUACUUCUGCUCUCUUUGAAUGUGCCAUUAUUCAAGAAAAAUGGGCAAAAGCUGUUCAACUUGAAUCGACAUUCUUUCCCGGCUUUCAAAUGCAUCGAGCACUUGUGCAUAAUUGGAAGCAGAUGAAUAUUAAAUCAUGUGUGCAUCUAUUAAUCAAUAAUGGUCCAGAAGAAAUGCUCACGGCUCUCUAUAUGCAGCAAGUCAUGAAUGAAGCUGGGAUUGACACAAAACUAUGCAGCAUGAGUGAUGAUUUAUAUUGGAAAGAUGGCAAAAUUGAAGAUAGCGAUGGUCGACUAGUGACCACGGUUUGGAAACUAUGGAUGUGGGACACCAUUUUCAACGAUUAUUUUAAUACACAAAAGGAACGUGGUCUCGAUGUUGACAAUGAUCUUGUUUGGAUACCGACUAAUGGUGAUCAUCCUCAUCUUAGUGAUAUUUUUCUUAAUGAUCAGAUUCAAGUUAUUGAGCCUCUCUGGAAAGUCAUUACCAGUAAUAAGGCACUUCUACCGAUUCUCUGGUCAAUUUAUCCAAAUCAUCAGUAUCUUCUACGCAGCGAAUGGACAGUAACAGAUGCAUUGAAAUGUAGUGGCUACGUGAAAAAACCAAUUGUCGGUUGUUGUGGUCAAAAUAUUACAUUGCACAAUAAAGAUGACGAAACCGUGAUCAAUGAGACAACGGGCAAUUAUGAAAAUCGAAAUUGUAUUUAUCAAGAACUUUUUCCUUUGACAUCUUUCAACGGUUAUUAUUGCAUUUUUGGCAGUUGGAUUCUCCACGGUCGUUUUACUGGUUUCUGUGUCCAUGAAGAUCAAAAACUAAUUACUGAUGCGAAAAGUCCGGUCACCACUUCUUGCAUUGUUUGGAAGUAA